CCCUCUAUGGUUUGGUUUGGUUUCGUUCAGGGCUUUCGUCACUGAAAUGGAAUUUUCGCUCCAUUUUUCUCUCUCUCAAUAGAGAAGGAAGGUGCUGCUUUUUGUUGCAGGAGAGAGAAGGGGUAUUUCAGCAGAGAAAGAGGAACGCAGUCGCCAUGGAUAUACCUUCUAAGAGAAAAGCGAAGACAAGGAAGCGAAAAGUUAACCAAGAGUCCGAAACUACUUAUGUUGAUACCCUUCAAUGGAGUAGCUCUCUCCCUGACGAUGACCUUUUCUCUUUCCUUGUCGGGAGCAAUGAAGGAGGUUUUCUCUCCCUAGAAGAGUUAGAUGAAUCUGCGUUUGAUUUCAGUCAAGCAAAACUGAAGAAGGAAGGGACCUUUGUUCCUGUAUCAGAUGAACUUCGCUCUGAUAUAAUGGAAAGUACAGGAGAUAUAUCAAGUGAGAAAAAGGUGAAGAAGAAGAAGAAGAAAAAUUCAAAAAAGAGUAAGAGCGAGAAUGAGGUAGGGACCUUUGUUCCUGUAUCAGAUGAACUUCACUAUGAUAUAAUGGCAAGUACAGGAGAGAUAUCAAGUAAGCAAAAGGUGAAGAAGAAGAAGAAAAAGAAGAAAAAUUCAAACAAGAGUAAGAUCAAGAAUGUAGAAGAGACUGUAUCCACAAAAGAAACUGUAUCAGAGUUUGAUCAGAAAGAUACCCCCCUUGCAUCUAUAAUCGAGGGGGAAAGUAAUGGUCAAUUCAAUAACCUUGGUAAUGAAACUCUAGACUUGGAUGAUGAGUUUUCUGCAUGGAAUGAGCUGAGGCUUCACCCUUUGUUGUUGAAAACUAUUCACAGACUGGAAUUCAAGGAACCCACACCCAUACAAAGGGCUUGCAUUCCAGCUGCUGCUCACCAGGGAAAGGAUGUCAUUGGUGCUGCAGAGACUGGAUCUGGAAAAACGCUUGCUUUUGGGCUGCCAAUUUUUCAACGCCUACUUGAGGAACAAGAGAAAGCUGCACGUUAUUCAAAUAAGGGAGAAGAUGGUGGGGAAAAGGGAGUUUGUGAAAAAUGUUUACGGGCGCUUAUUGUGACUCCUACAAGGGAGCUUGCACUUCAGGUCUCUGAUCAUCUGAAAGCUUUUAGUAAGCUCACCAAUAUACUGGUGGUUCCUAUUUUUGGUGGAAUGUCUGCAGAGAAGCAGGAGAGACUUCUAAAGAGAAGGCCAGAGGUUAUUGUUGGAACUCCUGGGAGGCUAUGGGAACUUAUGUCAGGAGGAGAUGUGCAUCUCACUGAGUUACAAUUGCUCUCUUUUUUUGUACUGGAUGAAGCUGAUAGGAUGAUAGAGAAUGGCCAUUUUCAUGAGUUGCAAUCCAUUAUUGACAUGCUACCUUUGGUCGGCGACCAAUCUGGAGGAGAACCUGCCCCCAGUCCCUCUUCAGGAGAUAAUAAACUGCACAGCAUAAAAAAGAAUGAUAAUUGUUUGACGGUUGCAAAAAUGCAGAAAAAGAAAAGGCAAACCUUUGUAUUUUCUGCAACUAUAGCAUUAUCUGCAAACUUCCGGAAAAAGCUAAAGCGAGGUGCAAAUCUGAGAUCUGCAAGUAAUGAUGGGUUGAGUUCUUUUGAAAACCUUUCUCAGAGAGCGGGAAUGAGAGCAGAUGCAGCUAUUAUUGAUUUGACUACUUCUUCGAUUGUGGCUUAUAAACUUGAGGAGUCAGUUAUAGAGUGCAGGGAAGAAGACAAAGAUUCAUACUUGUACUAUCUUCUUAGUGUUCAUGGAUUUGGUCGCACUAUUGUUUUCUGCACAUCAAUUGCAGCCUUACGCCGUAUAUCAUCCCUUUUGCGUAUCGUUGGUGUCAAUGCUUGGACUCUUCAUGCUCAAAUGCAACAAAGAGCUCGCUUGAAGGCCAUGGAUCAUUUUCGUUCUAGCGAUCAUGGUGUUCUUGCUGCUACUGAUGUUGCAGCUAGAGGACUUGAUAUCCCUGGCAUCCGAACAGUUAUUCACUAUCAAUUACCACAUUCAGCAGAGGUUUACAUUCACAGGAGUGGACGAACAGCUCGGGCUUCUAGUGAUGGGUGUAGCAUUGCACUUAUUUCACCGUCUGACCGAUCAAAGUUUGCCUCUCUGUGUAAAUCAUUUUCAAAGGAGUGUCUUCGUCGGUUUCCCUUAGAUAGCUCCUACAUGCCUGAGAUUGCAAAGAGGAUGUCUCUUGCACGGCAAAUUGAUAAGAUAACACGCUCUGACUCCCAGACAAAGGCACAGAAAAACUGGUUUGUGCGUAAUGCUGCAUCUGUGGAAAUGGAUCUAGAGGACAGUGGAAGUGAGGAAGAAAAAGUACAAAUAUCUAAACAAAAGAAGAUCAAUACCUUUCAAUUGAAACAAUUGGAGCAGGAAUUGAAUGUGCUUCUAACUCGCCCCCUACAACCAACGACAUUUUCACGCCGCUUUGUGGCAGGGGCUGGUAUGUCUCCCCUCCUUCAGCAACAGUUGAAAGAAAUGACUGCUAAGAAACAAAGUAUGGGGAAACAAAAAAAUAAUAACACCAAAGAGAGCAAGAGACCCAGGCUUGUGGUAAUCGGUCAGAACUGCAUAGAACCCCUUCAGGCACUUCGAAGGCAUGAUACAUGACCUAGUGGUGGUCUCUUUUCUGCUGACAGUUGUAGUAAUGUAAUUUGCAUUUUUUUAGUUCAAACCCUGGCUUAGUUGGAAGGUAAUUGGAACUGGAACCUUGAGAUUUUGUUGUACCAAUAAAAAAAGAGAAGCAUUUCUUUUGCUUCGGGCUUGACAGGUGCCCAUCAGCUUGUGUUGGGUCAUAAGUUGUUAGUGAUGUAUUUGAGUUCCA
Molecule: messenger RNA, 2814 nt
Organism: Amborella trichopoda
Lineage: Eukaryota; Viridiplantae; Streptophyta; Magnoliopsida; Amborellales; Amborellaceae
Product: P-loop containing nucleoside triphosphate hydrolases superfamily protein
Cellular component (GO): cytosol
Molecular function (GO): RNA helicase activity; nucleic acid binding; ATP binding
Source: RefSeq, a predicted model, not a curated record